AAAUGAGGAAAGGAGUUAAGGAGGUAGUAUUUUGGUCAGGGCUGUUCGUUGUUGAAUCUUGAUAAUUCUCCAUUUCGUUAAACCCUAGCGUAGGGGAGAAGUCGUAUAGGCUUUACAGCUGAAGGAGGGGCUCUCGUCAGCGUUUAAUAGAUUCUUUCGCAACAACCAGAGCGGUUGAAAUGGGCAACGGAGAAGACGAUCUAAGGGACGAGUGUGAUCUUACCAAUGCCUUCGACGACGCCAUCUCGAAAUACAAGAUCAAACAUAACCUAGCUGGAGGCGGGGCUACAAGUGCACAAGUGAAUUCUUCUGUUGUAGGAGAUGAAAACAGAGAAUCUAGAAGGCAAAAGGAAACAGGCGAUGAAAAUGAAGUUUUAUCAACACAGAGAAUAGAAAUAGGGGAGGCUAGUAAUGCAUCACCUGCAAAAGAAAACUUUUGCACAGAGACAAGUGGUAUUGAACAGUCACUUGAUAAAACCACAAGUGAUGUGGACCCAGAAAGCGUAGAAGAUUAUAAUGGGUUGGUUGAGAAAUAUUAUGAACUUGAGGGGCAGAUGCAACAGAUUAUACAGAAGCUUAACCAAUUUGGUGAUUUGAGUCAUCAGAACCCUGUAUCUAGUACUUUAACCCCUCAAGAGCAUCAAUCUUAUGGAGAACAGCCUUCUUACUAUUUUUGUUACCCUCAUGAGUGCCAGGGUCAGGUAUAUCCAUUCAUGGUACCACCUGCUUAUUAUGUGGGUGAAAAUGGCACUGAUAAAAACUCUGGUGCAUCUCGUAAUACUGGCUGCGAUCAAAACACAACCUCUUUUCAAGAACCUGAUGUUAUAACAACAAUGGAUGCGGCAGCGAAGGCCCUUUCUUCUGUGGGAGUUGAUUCAGUCAAUGAAUCCGAACCUGAAACAGCCCUUCCAGAAGUUUUGCUGCCUCCGUUCAUGGCAUCACCUGCUUAUUAUGUGGGUGGAAAUUUCACUGACAAAAACUCUGGUGCAUCUCUUGAGACUAGCUAUGAUAAAAACAAAACCUCCUGUCAGCAACCUGAUGAUAUAACAGCAAUGGUUGCGGCAGAGAUGGCCCUUUCUUUUGUGGGAGUUGAUUUAGGUAAUGAGGGUGAACCAAUGAUGAGUAAUGAUCAUGAAGUCAAUGAAUCCGAACCUCAAACAGCCCUUCCAGAGGUUUUGCAUGCCUGGUAUGCGGCUGGCUACUACACUGGAAAGUACCUGAAAGAGCAAUCACGUGCAGCAAAAAGACAUGAGUAGCCCAUGCUUUUCUUUUUGAGGCAUUAAUGCAUUACAAUAUUCCCGCUUUUGCGUAGUAGGAAAAACAUAUAUCUAGAGGUUUAUGAAUGUAAAGAGGAGUCAACAUUCUUUUAAAGUCCAAUGAUACUUCUACAGUAUCAUAAUUGCAUAUAAAAGAUUCAAAAAGUUCGUUUUGAGUUUGUUUUUCAAUAGGAAAAAGACCACAUAAAAAGCUCAUUGUAAUAUCUUACUCCCUUUCUAAAAAAUUGCCCUAAAUAGGAAUACAAAAUGGGCUUAUUCCUUGAAUAUUAUUACCUCUGUCCCA
Messenger RNA from Cuscuta europaea, 1560 nucleotides. The record is from the annotation of a GenBank genome assembly. NCBI's taxonomy places the organism in Eukaryota, Viridiplantae, Streptophyta, Magnoliopsida, Solanales, Convolvulaceae.